Molecule: messenger RNA, 1248 nt
Organism: Xenopus laevis (African clawed frog)
Lineage: Eukaryota; Metazoa; Chordata; Amphibia; Anura; Pipidae
Product: dysbindin domain-containing protein 2
Exons: 4
Coding region: 136-621 (161 amino acids)
Source: RefSeq, a predicted model, not a curated record
GAGGAGGGGCGGGGCUUACUUACACGUCCUCUGAUGAUUAAUUCCCUGUGACUGGCCCUCCCUCCCCUCCCAGCGCUGUUAGAUCAGUGAGAGUCUCGGCACAGAAUCGCUCUGAGCUUCCCAACCGGCCUGGACAUGACUACAAGGUCGCAGGGUCAUCCUAUGGUGCGUUCCCAGGUCUCUGCCACACAGCACUUGCGGGAGCGCCAGAAGUUCUUUGAAGAUGUUCUCCAACAUGAUGCUGAUCUGUACUACCCCUCCUGUCCGUUUUUGAAUGAGGGCUGGCGACCUACUCUGGACAGUGUAUCAUCAAUGGAAGUCAAUAUUGACUGUCUGGACUUAACAGACCCUCUUGACGUUACUGAGUUGGACGCCUUUCAGCAGUCAGAGGAUCCUGACAGUCCUACAGAUCCUAACAUUGAUGUAGAAGAUUCCUGGUUCUUUGGCAUCCCAGACUCUCCCGACACUCAGCAGCAAGCCAGCCAUGAUACUGAUGAUGAUGAUGCAGAAGGAGAGGAGGAAUCUGAGGAACACAGUGAAAGGGACAAUGAAAGGGACAUUGUCAGCUCAGAACCUGCUCACUCCAACCACUGUGAGACAGGGACAUCUGAGAGGGGCUAAGCUUGGACUGGGCCAGUCGUUUUGUACUUCUCUGUACAUCAUGAUGCCACUCAGCGCAACUUCAUACCCCAUUCCUCAUCCCGAUUCUUCUCCAGAAAGAAGCACUGACACUGGAAUACAAAGCCACAAUAGCGUACAACAAACAUGGGAGAUUGUUCUAGAUUAUUUCUUGGUACAUACUGUACUAUUUUAUAUAAUGUAUGGUUUUAGGGUACAGUUUUGUUUUGGUUACACAAUAUGCAAAGGACUUACCAGCAGACUAACACUAUUGAACAGACAAUGUCAAUGGAAUGUCCCAUUAGACAUAGGUGCUCUAUACAGGAUACGGGGAGUAGCAAUAUAAAAACUUAGGUUUAUAGCUGCCUAGUUCUAGGGGUGGCAGACUUUGGCCGAACUAGAAAUUCCCAUAAGCCCCUCUGCAACUUCACUGGAAGUGGGACGCUGGGAGUUCUAGUUAUGGCUGAGUUUGCCUCACCCUGGCAUAGGAUUAAAGCCAGUCCACAAAAAUCUUAGCUAAUACAAGUAACAGAAUAUUGUACAGAGUAAAAUGUUUCAUGAUACAGCUUGCAUGGAUUUGUGGGUGUACCACUAUAUAAUAUACAAAAGCCAUGAAUAUCUUGUAAAUUA